AUGUCGCCAAAACAAGGGACUGGCACAAAAGUCUACAUCAAGUCCAUCACAGUUGUUAGUUUCAAGUCGUUUGGAGACACGAAGCAGCAUUUUGGCUUUGGCCCUGGGCUCAAUCUGAUAGCUGGGCCCAAUGGAGCUGGGAAAAGUAACGUUCUCGAUGCCGUGUCCUUCGCACUAUGCGCAAAGCCAGCUUCUUUGCGAGUUCAGCAUCUUUCUGAACUGCAAAGCACGGAUACGGAUGAGCCGUGUGAGGUGGAGCUCAAGAUUGCAAGCCAGAGCACAGGAGAGAGCCUCAGGAUCUUCACACUGGAGGCUCGUAUCUUACCAGAUUCAACAAGACAGUACAAGUUGGAUGGAAAGCAGAAGACCAUGAAAGAUGUCAAGGAGUUCUUACGGGACAGCCACCUACUGCUCGAGGACGCUUUUGCAGUCCUGCACCAAUCUAAAGUAACGGAGCUAGCCGACAACAACUCUGCCUCUGUCAUUGCUUCUGUAAUAUCGAGCGCGUCAGGUGCUGGGCGUUGGGACGAGGAGGUCAGCCGAGCCGUCGAGGAGAUCUCAAACACACGCAAGAGUCUCGCCGCUAUCAACCAGAAUGUUUCUCUCCUGGAAAAGGCUAUUGCGUUGGACGAAGAAAGAGUGCGAGCGAUGGAUCGAAAAAAGCAGAUCGAGCAUGAUCUAGAAGGCGUACAGACUCGGUUGAAAGAUUACGCCCUCAGAAAGCUCGCCAGCCUCCAGGAGGACACGGACGACACUAAUGAGCAACUAUCCAGAACGGAAAAGGACAAGUCGAGAUGGCUAGAGGAAAAGAACGCGAUAGAAAAGCUAACCGCAGCCACUCAAGGCAACGAGGAUGAAGAUACGAACUCCGUGGCAAAGGAGCGAGUCGAGCUCCUGCAGAAGGUGACUCAAGCAGAGGAAGAGCUUCAAAUCGAGAAACGCAGACUGGAACAGGGAGCGACAGCGGAGUUGCAGCUGCAGUUUGUCCAACUUCAAGUCCAGCGCUUCGAUCAAGCUCACGAGCAAGCAUUGCGGGCUCUUGACGAGAAGCAGGAGAUUGUCUCACGCAUGGAGCAAGACUUGAAGCGCCUUUCGCGGCUCGGAUCUCAAGGCGGAAGCAAAGGACAUAUCCAAGACAUCAUCAACGGACUAGAGAAUGAAAUAAGAGCGGCAGAGAUCAUCAAGAAGGAUCAAGCAAAGAGGGUGGAAGAAGCUGCUCUCGCAAUAACAGCAGCAGAAUUCAAGGCAGAAACGCUCCGCGAGAAGGUACGGAGCAGCAAGGAGCGGAACAGGAUUUUCGAUAACGAGCGCUCGAACGAAAUGAAUGUGCGCGCCGAGCUUGACGCUGAGCUGGAGCGCCUGUCAAACGAGAGAGACAAGCUUGAGAAGCUCAAAGAGGGGACAGAAAGAAAGGCUUGCGUGGCUUCUGCCUUACUUGGCAGGCUGAGCGGCGACGAGGCAAAGACUCCGGCGUGGAGCUUACACUCACUCUUCCGCUUCAAGUCCGAGGAGCGCCUUCAAUGCGAGCAGUACCUGGAAGCCCUGAGCGCAAUCACAGGGUCGCUUCAAAAUGUUUGCGUCGUGAGGACCACCCCGGACGCUGGACGGCUGCUAGAGCUCUGGCAGUCCACCGUUCGCGACAGCCCUUUCAGGCGCAUCUGGCCGCUCGACCGCCUGACAAGCCCUGAUGUCGCUUACAAGCAGAGAAAGGCCCAGGAAUCUUUCAAGUCCGGCGAAGUAACCCUUCCGCUCGACCUUCUCAAUUUCAGUCCUGAAUUCUCCAAGGCUCUAAAAAAGGCCUUCGGAGGUUACGUCAUAGCUGCCAACGAUCGGGUAGCUCGCGACCUGAUCUCGAAGCACGGGCUGUGGAACGUGACGUUGGAUGGCAAUGUUAGCAGAUCGGGCUCAGUGCAGGGGGGCUGGCGAGGAGCGUCCGGGACUUCUUUCAUUGGCAACAAAAUCAAGUGCGACUCCUUGUGGCGUGAAGUGGAGACAUCCAAAACGAGGUCUGGCGAACUCGAUCAGAAAAUCGAGCAUCUUCGCCAAGCGCAGGAGCAGAUUGCUCGGAAAGCGGUCGAGGAAGAAGCGCGCGUGCGCGCGCAGGAAGAAGAGAUUGACCAGCUGAGUCAUGCGGAGGUCGCGCUCUUCCAAGCGAAGCUAUCCAAAGAAGAGUCUGAGCAGAAGCUGGAGUCUCUAUGUCAAGAUCUCACGACCAAACAAGCACGCCUCCGGGACUACCAAACGUCAGAAGAGGCUGGAUCCGAAGAGGAGGCAUUUGCAAAAGCUCUGGAGGCCGCAGUGGACGAGGAGACGGCGCAGCAGAACGCGGUCGACGAAGUGCUGCGCAAACUGGAGGAAGCGAGAGAAGAGGAAGCUACAUUAAGGGAAGAGAUGAGCGUCGUCCUGGAUACCAACUCAGAAGAGCGCAUUCGAAGCACGACCGCGGCUCUCGAAGCUCACCGACAGGACCUGGCGCGCGUCGAAGCGCUCCAAGCUUCCCAACUGGUCGCCCGAAAGAAGAUGUUGGAGGACAGGGCAGUGGCCCUGAGGAGAGCGCAAGAGUGCGAAGAAGCAAUCAGACAGAGCUCAAAGGCGGCGGAAAAGCUAGAGAAGCAGAAGGGCCAACUGACAGAGAAGAGAAAGGCUUUGGAAGAGGAGAUUGCGGAGCUAGCGAACGAACAUGAGGACGACCAAGAAGCCCUAAAACUCAAGGAUCCCAUCGAAGACGAGAAACAGUAUGCGGCAGCAAAGGCACGACGGCGCCACCUGAUAAGCGAGAAGAAACGCCUGGCAGGGGAACAGCAGCGGGUCACGAUGGACGAGCAAGUGGCGUUCAAAGAGCGCGUGGAAAACCUGCAGGUGUUCAAAGAGAGAGCCGAGUCGAUACUGGUGUCCAUCGAGAAACUGAAUGAGGGCAUCCGCACGACGCGCGACAAGGUUCAGAAGGCGAACGAGGCGACCUUCAAGAGUAUCAGGACUAUGUUCAUCGAUUGCUGCAAGUCACUGCUGCCAGACAAAAGGGUUGAUCUCGUGAAGGUCAAGGAACACGUGGAGGACGGGGUGAAGUUUCUUUUCCAGAACGCAAGCACGGGCGUAGCCACCGGGCGCUGCAACCAAGAUUCGGAGUGGAAGAGCAACCUGGGAGAGCUGUCAGGCGGCCAGCGCACCAUGCUCAGCCUCGCUUUCAUCCUGACGGUCGCCAUGAACGGGCGGAGCUCCCUGUACAUCAUGGACGAAGUCGAUGCCGCUCUCGACGAGCAGAACCAGAGGCGCGUUGCUGCGCUCAUCAAGGCAAGCCCAGCACCACGUUCAAUAUUGCAGUCUAAAGACGUCAUCUCGAAGGAGAGCCAAGUGCUCUGCGUCAGCCACAACCGGUCGUUCCAGAUGUUCAGUGACACCGUUAUCCAGCUCUCGAGAAGGGAAGGUUCGUCGAAAGCGGACGCUGUCUUUGCUACACAGGCUGCCCAAAAGAAGCACCGGCAGAAGUGA
Klebsormidium nitens is the source of this 3489-nucleotide messenger RNA. Lineage: Eukaryota; Viridiplantae; Streptophyta; Klebsormidiophyceae; Klebsormidiales; Klebsormidiaceae. The record is from the annotation of a GenBank genome assembly.